This is a messenger RNA of Xyrauchen texanus (razorback sucker), 3333 nucleotides long. Its product is annotated as E3 ubiquitin/ISG15 ligase TRIM25. The record is from RefSeq and is a predicted model, not a curated record. Lineage: Eukaryota; Metazoa; Chordata; Actinopteri; Cypriniformes; Catostomidae. The coding region runs from base 133 to 1722 and encodes 529 amino acids. The transcript has 9 exons.
CCAAAAUUUGACAGGAAGUCUUGGAAAAUUAAAGUGGAAAUUUGCAAGAUUGCAUCCGUCUAUUCCCCUUCAAACUGAACAUCGCUGGCUUGCAUACUGAUUCGUGUGAAAUAGUCCUCAUCAUUGAACACUAUGAGUCUUGAAGAACAGUGUGGUCGCAAAAGCGAAUCCAAAAGAAAGAGAUCGGAGUCGCCUGUGUCCAUCAAACAUGAACACGUCUACUGCAGUGAAGAACCAAGUGGUGACGAAUACAAAAAUAUAAGUGUGAAGUCAGAGAGAGCAGCUUCUCCUACACCCAGCCAAAUGUCUUUAAAGUCACACUGCUCAAUGGAUCCACCAACCAACCUCAAAGGCAGAGAAAGUUUUCCUUCCUGUUCAAGUGUGAAGCCAGAGAGACCAGACUCUCCUACAUACAGCUACAUGUCUGCAAAGACAGAUUGGUCAAUGGAUCCACCAACCAACUUCAAAGGCAUUCAAGCUUUUCCUUCGGGUAUAAGGAUUACAGAAAUAACAGAGACUUCACCACCAGUUCCCAGUUACAUGAACAUGACAAGCAACAACCCAAUGGAAGUGACUGGAAACUUUUCAAGAGGCAACACAUGCAUACUAAGGGCCUCUUCUCCAACACCAAGCCAGCAGUCGGCAUUGUCAGACCGGACAAUUGAACCACAAAAAAAAUUCAAAAGUGAAGAAACUAACCCUUUAGAUUCAAGACUGCUGAAAGAGCAUUUCUUGAGGUGUCCAGUCUGCAAAUCAAUUUUGAAGGAUCCAGUCUCCAUCCCAUGCGGUCACAAUUACUGCAGAGAUUGUAUUAAUACAUUCUGGGACAAUUGUGUAGAAGACUACGUCUGUCCACAUUGCAGUAAAGGGACCAAAACACGUCCGGUGCUUAACACAAAUGCAGCUCUUGCUGAAGUGGUUAAGAAUCUGCAGCAGGCAGGCUUCAGUCCGGCCCUUCCACCAUUCUCGCAUGCUGGACCUGAAGAUGUGGCCUGUGAAUUAUGCUCUGAGCAGAUAUUAAAAGCAGUGAAGUCUUGUUCUACCUGUAGUGUCUUCCUCUGUGAGACUCAUGUCAAGAACCAUUAUAUAAAACCAGCACUACAGAAACACACACUAUGUGAUGUAAUCGGAGGCAUGGAGAACAGACUCACUCCGCAGCACUGGACAACUGACAACAUCUUCGGUAGCAGUGUCUGUGGACAGCAGGAUCAUACCGAUCAUGAGAUUAAAACUCAAGAUAUUAUAAAGGAGGAGACAGACAGGUGCUUCUCAGAGUCUCUGUUGAACAGCUCCAUGCCAGAGACAAAAUCUCCAAAAGAAGCUGCAGAAAUCACAAGUUCUGAGACAGAGGCCAAUAAAGACAUUAUUGAUGUUCGAAGUAUUGCGCUGAUGUGCUCCACACUACAGCAAGAGGUUUCAGGGCUUAAAAAAAGCCUCUCAGAGUUAAAGGAAAAAAAGCAUUCUGAUGAGUAUGAAGAGGAUUCUUAUGAAGAAGAUGAUGAUGAGGACUGUAGUGAGAAAGAUUCUGAUGAAGAGAAUGAUGAUGAGGAUAUCUUAUAUGACAGUUAUGAUGAGAUGGAGGGGUAUGAAGAUGAUUAUGAGGAGGAGGAGGAUGAAGAUGAGAAGGAAGAUAGUUAUGAUUUGGAGGACAUUGAAGAUGACACAAGUUACAAAGACUAUGAUGAAGACAUUUCUGAGGAUGAGGACGACUAUGGAAUCUGAGAUGAAAAACAUCCAGUUGUUUUGAUAUGCAAUAUUAUCAGAAUAUGCAUUCGUACGUAUCACAACAUUUUGUCAAUAUAAUGAGCUUUCCACCAUUGCAUCGUAUAACUUGCAUCAUAAUUGCCUUUCUGCUUUAUUAACAAUGAAGCAGAUGACAACAACAGGAUGACAUUUGAUUUUUAAAAACACUGUUACAAUACUGUUCAGUGAAGAUGUGGGCAGUGAUUUUCAGGAGGUAACUGGACUAUGAUUGUUUUGUCAUAAUAAAUUGCAAAGGGGUAAGAAAAUCAAUUACAGUGCAAUGAUAAUCUCAAACAGACACUUUCCAAAGAGACUGUAUGUUCAAGAGGAGAAAAACUCACUAUGACAUUGUAUGUGUCCAUAUUUGCCUACAGCAGAAUCUUAUCCUAUUUGUAGUUCAAACAUACUUUAAUGCUUAUAGUUUGAGACCUAGUGAGAUUAAACUUGCUUCUUUGUAGAAUCCAGGGGCAGAGCUAUGUGGUGGUAAAAGACUGGCCACCCCACUCACAGCCACACCUCUCCAUCCUGGGUGUCACUGUAUCCACUCCCCUCUGUUUUUGUAUCCACUCGCCUCCGACAAUGAUGCAAUAUUCAAUUGCAAUAUUCAAUAUUCAGUUAUAGUCAUAUCGCCACCUACUGACAACAGCUAAUUCCAGGUCUUGUACUUUAACAAACUCCUCUUAGAGAUUUAAUCAGAUCAACAUCAUAUUCGGUCAGUCUAAUCCAAUGGCCUUGGUGACAUUAAAUUGCAAAUCUUUUGAGUUUUCGUGUCCGUGGCAGCCUGACAAAGUUUGUUAUGAAACUAAUCAUAUUUUUGAGGACUAAACAUGCUCGAAAGUUCAUGAAACUUUGCACACACCUCAAAAGUGGUGAAAAUGUACAUCUGAUACAGGUUUUAGAAUUAAGUGUUGCAACAAAGCUCGAUAGCGCCACCUACAAAAUUUCAACAAAACAGCCCUCGCGCCACGUUUCACCUUGAUGUAAGAAAAUUGGUAGGCAUAUGUAACAUGUCAACUCGUACAAAAAGGUCUCUUAGAGCUAUAUCCUAAACCCAAAAGGAAGUCAGCCAUUUUUAUUUAAAAUUUUUGCUCAGUUUUUGCCAUUUUCAGGCCUCGUAUUUUAUCAAAGUUCUCUUAGAGAUUACAUCAUAUCAACCUUAUAUAUGGUCAGUCUUAUCUAAAGGGCUUUGUGAUGUUAAAUUGCAAAUCUUUUGAGUUUUCUUUGAACAGCGUGUCUGUGAUGGCCUGGCAGAGUUCGAUGUUCCCCAAACUUUACAUGUUUGAUAACAGUCCUGGCCUGAAUACACCUAUAUGCCAAUAUUAAGUUAUAGUCAUAGCGCCACCUACUGGCAACAGGAUGUGACAUGUUCUGAUAUAUAGUUAUAAAAGACGUUAGUGGCUUACCUCAGGAAAAAUGAACUGUCCAGGCAGAGGCAGCUGAAUUAGACCUACUAAACUGCCUGAGAAAAAUGUGUUGUAUUGUUUAAAUAUCUGCUGUGGUAUACGAUUCUGUCAGGCUAUGUGUCAGUAUCAUUAUUCUGAUGUUAUUUCUGUAUCUUUGAUCAAUUUUGUUGUGAAAUAAAAAGCCUUU